Molecule: messenger RNA, 2068 nt
Organism: Sebastes umbrosus (honeycomb rockfish)
Lineage: Eukaryota; Metazoa; Chordata; Actinopteri; Perciformes; Sebastidae
Product: cell division control protein 42 homolog
Exons: 6
Coding region: 175-750 (191 amino acids)
Biological process (GO): modification of synaptic structure; small GTPase-mediated signal transduction
Cellular component (GO): dendritic spine
Molecular function (GO): GTPase activity; GTP binding
Source: RefSeq, a predicted model, not a curated record
CUUGACAGUGUGAGUGUGGAGAUCUCAGCUUCUUCUCUCUGACUGUUAGCUGCUGCUGCUGAUCUGCUGGUUGCCAACGCCCGGCGACAUACACAGCUAACGUCAGCUAGCCGAGACAUCCGGAGGGACAUUGCUAACUAACUGUAUCGCCAGCAGGAAUCAGAAAACACAGCGAUGCAGACUAUCAAAUGUGUGGUGGUGGGUGAUGGAGCAGUGGGAAAAACCUGCCUGUUGAUUUCAUACACCACCAACAAAUUCCCCUCUGAAUAUGUCCCAACAGUUUUUGACAACUAUGCAGUAACUGUAAUGAUUGGGGGUGAACCAUACACCCUUGGCUUAUUUGAUACAGCAGGUCAGGAGGACUACGACAGGUUACGACCACUAAGCUACCCACAGACGGAUGUCUUCUUAGUCUGUUUCUCAGUUGUUUCCCCUUCCUCGUUUGAGAAUGUCAAAGAAAAGUGGGUUCCUGAAAUAACUCACCACUGUCCCAAGACCCCGUUCCUGUUGGUCGGCACCCAGAUCGACCUGCGUGAUGACCCCUCCACAGUGGAGAAGCUAGCCAAGAACAAACAGAAGCCAAUCACCCCCGAGACAGCAGAAAAGCUGGCCCGUGACCUUAAGGCAGUCAAAUACGUCGAGUGCUCAGCCCUAACACAGAAAGGAUUAAAGAAUGUGUUUGAUGAGGCAAUACUGGCUGCCCUGGAGCCCCCUGAACCUAAGAAAAGGCGUAAAUGUGUUCUGCUCUAAGGCUCGCCGCAGCCCUCUCCACACCAGUUUCCAAAUGUAGGUUAACAGUACCGAAGAGGUUUGUUGCACAAGCACAUUCCAACGUGAGUUAAAAUAUUGUGAAAUAUUUGCCUUCUGACUGACUUGACCUAAAUACAUACGCAAUGUGUUAAAACAUAAUAUUAAGAUUGAGUAACAUUUGAUGCCGUUUGUGAUGAUUUGAUGCCAUUGAAAUGGUCUUACAAUGAUGUGAACACUUAACGAUAUAUCAACAAAGUUUAGGUGACAUUAUUAAAUAACAUGUCAGUUUGACCACAUUAUGUUUGGAGUGCAGACUAUGAAAUGGUAUUUUAAUAGAACUGUUUUAUUGACAGCCCUGUAAAAAACACAAACAAGCUGAUAAUGUUUGCUUAGCGAGCUGCUCCAAUUAUGUCGAAGUACAUCUGUUUUUUACUUUUCAAGUUUAUCAUUUAUACUAUAUGUUCAACCCUGGUUUUCCCAACAUUUUGUUAAGAAUGAUACAUUUCUCAAAGUGUUCACAAAAAGUUGCUGUAUUUUACUUAUUUUUGACAUAAUUUCAUGUUCAACGUCAACAUAGCCUCCAGCCGGAUCUAAGAAAUAUUUGACGUAAAAUGACAUUUCUAGGCUAUGCUCCGUCGUAGUUCUAGUUUGCCGAAACAUAACCUGAUAAAUUGACACUUGUCAAAGUAAAGAUCUGCAGAAGAAGCUGACAAAGAAAUGUAAGAAAUGUAACAUUUUAAUUGUCAAUUUAAGUAACUACAUGCAAGAAGUUGGAGCACAACAAUUUCCCUGUUUACUUUCUGUGACAGAAGCGAGUUCACAAGAAGGUGAUGAGUGUCCUGAAUGCUUGUCAAAAAGUUGAACUUUGCAGGAGAAUUCCAGCCUAUAACCCCAGGCUAAUUUUGUAAAAUGAACAUACUUGCUGCUGAAGUCAGUAACAUAUUGUGACAGUUCUUACAACAUGCUAUACUUAGUUUGAAACCCUGUGAAGAUUUCUGAGUGACUGAACUAGCACUAUUUGCAUUUGUCUUUUGCUAUAACCACGCCUGGAUGAUGGGCUUGAAUUUGAUUUGUAAAUAUAGUGAGAAUAACUCACUAAUAACUUAUUGACUGAAUACAACGUGUGCAUUACUGAUGCAGAGAUUUAAGAGGAACUGAGAUGACACUGAAAUCCAAAUAACCAGGAAAAUGUUGGGAGAACGAGUUUCUUGGACUCUUUGGUUUUUAUUCAAUUUAACAUCGAAGUUGUACUGUAUCUCGCUUGUGAUAAAGCACCACAAUAAACCAGUAUUAUGAAUAAACCUAACUUACAAUACUA